This is a messenger RNA of Cannabis sativa, 2822 nucleotides long. RefSeq lists its product as uncharacterized. The coding region runs from base 1293 to 2804 and encodes 503 amino acids. The record is from RefSeq and is a predicted model, not a curated record. The transcript is spliced from 7 exons. NCBI's taxonomy places the organism in Eukaryota, Viridiplantae, Streptophyta, Magnoliopsida, Rosales, Cannabaceae.
GCGGAACAAUUGGGAUAUAAAUUAGUACGGACAAAAGGAUGGUCUUUUGGACAUCUUAUUAUAUCUCAACAUUGAGAAUUGGUCAUAUAUGGUUCUUUCUUGUCAUUUUGAGCCAGGAGGGUUGAACUUUAAAGACUUAAAAUUUACUCAAAAAGCAAAAUAAAAUAAACUGUCAAGUUGUCGUGAAAAGCUCCAUGCAUUGAAGAAAGAGACUACUGGUUGAUAUAUAUUAUAUAAGACUAAUAUAUUGUAAGCGCGUACGUAUAUCCAAGAGCUAUUACUAGUAAAAAUUAAAAGCUGGAAAAGACCAUAAUGCUAAAAUAAUUAUUGGAAGCCUUAAUUACCUUUCAGUGUUGCACUACUUAUUUAUAUGUGUACAUGUAUAUACCGACUUGUAAAUAUAUAUAAACUAUAUAAUAGGAUUUUAUGUUGUGUUUUGGUGUAAUUAAAUUCAUAAAAAAUAUAUAAUAAAUGCACAAAAAUAUUUGUCAAGAUUAACAUAAUUAUGAUGAAUGAUAAUUUUUUUUUUAUUUUUUUAAUCAAAUACAAUAAAUAUAUAUAUCUAUUCGACUCAUAUAUUUGUGCAUUAAUUUUAGUUACAUUUUAAUAUAUUUUUUUGUAUGUUGUAUACAUUGACUGUUAUGUAGUUAACACAUAUUUAAACUAUAAUAUACAUGAUAAUAUUUAGGUUCCUAAGCGUACUUGACGGGCCUCUAAAGUAAACACAUUUCUAAAUCCUUAAGUUAUGUUCAUGAUCUCCAAUAUAGUUUAAUAAUAUAUAACUCAAUUGACUUACAUAGGAGGAAACAAAAAUUAACACUCAAAUUAAACCUCCCCAAGUCGUGUACGUCGGCCUUAUUAUUAAUUCAAACUCUAAUGUUUCUCUCCUAGAUUACAUUCUUGAGCGUAUAUAGCCCUGAUAUAUUCCAACAUUUUUGUCUACCUUUCAUUUUGCUUUCUUAAAGCUAAUAUGUACCUCUUCUAGUUCACUCAGGCUUUUUUCUUUUUUGGCCUUUAUAUAGUCAGUAGUUUCUCUCCAAACAGUAUUCUUAUAUAGUUCAUAUAAUUGGUAAGCAUAUAGUUUAGGUAGUUGACUUUUUCUACUCAACGAAAACCAUGUCAAACUACUUAAAUCACUCAUAUAUGUCAAGCUUUUGUAAAUUGAGCUGCAGAGAUUAAAGUUACAUGGGCUUUGCAAACAGUGCUAAUCGACCAACAUUAAAGCAGAAGCACACACAAGUAUUAUACAAGCGGAUAAGUAAUUAAGAAUUAAAUAAGGAGAAGAAAUUAAAAUGAGGAGUUGGCAGGCAUAUAUGAAGUCUUCGGCACUAUGUGCUUCUUUAAUUCUCUUCCUGAUCUUCCUUUUAGUUAGUACGUUUGUUCCGAUUCGAUUCUCCAACACCACUGAUCUUCUAAAUGCUAUUAAGUCCCACAAAUACACUCAAAAGAACCCCAAAACACCUCGUCCGAAAAUUGAAAUCCCACUCAACUGCUCUGCUUACAAUCUUACAAUAAGAACUUGCCCUUCAAACUAUCCCGCCACUUACAACCCUGAAGAAGAUCUCGACCGUCCAUCGUCUGCCACGUGUCCAGAAUUCUUUCGAUGGAUUCACGAAGAUCUGAGGCCCUGGGCCCAGACAGGUAUCUCAAGGGAAAUGGUAGAGAAAGCAAAGAAUAUGGGAUUGGCCAACUUUAGAUUGGUGAUACUAAAAGGCAAGGUUUACCUAGAGACCUAUAGAAAGUCGUUUCAGACCAGAGAUAUUUUUACGAUAUGGGGUAUCCUACAGUUGCUACGGAAGUACCCAGGUAAAAUUCCUGACUUGGACCUCAUGUUCAAUUGUGGGGACCCACCAGUUGUUAUGUCAAGAGCAUUUAUUGGGCCCAAUGCCACGUCAAUACCUCCAGUUUUUAAUUACUGCAAAGAUAAAAAUACACUUGAUAUUAUCUUCCCUGAUUGGUCUUUUUGGGGUUGGCCUGAGGUAAACAUAAGGCCAUGGAUACCAUUAUUGAAGCAGAUAAAAGAAGGUAACAAUAAGAAGAAAUGGGAAGACAAAGAACCUUAUGCUUAUUGGAAAGGAAAUCCCAAAGUUGCUGCCACAAGAAAAGAUCUUCUUAAAUGUAAUGUCUCUCCUAAACAAGACUGGAAUGCUCGUCUUUAUGUCCAGGACUGGAAACGAGAACAAAGACAAGGGUAUAGACAAUCAAAUUUGGCAGACCAAUGCACUCAUAAGUACAAGAUUUACAUAGAAGGAGCUGCUUGGUCUGUUAGUGAGAAAUACAUUCUUGCAUGUGACUCUGUUCCAUUAAUAGUGAAGCCACGUUUCUUUGAUUUCUUCAGUCGAGGUUUGAUACCAUUGCACCAUUAUUGGCCCAUAAAGGAUAACGAUAAAUGUCGAUCCAUUAAGUUUGCUGUUGAUUGGGCUAACUCUCACCAGAAAGAGGCACAAGAAAUGGGAAAGAGAACAAGUGGAUUUAUCCAAAAGGAAUUAAAAAUGGACAAUGUAUACGAUUACAUGUUUCAUGCUCUAAAUGAAUAUGCCAAGCUCUUACAAUAUGAGCCAACAAUACCUGAAAAAGCUAUUGAAAUAUGUUCAGAGUCUAUGGCUUGCACAGCUACAGGACGAAAUAAGGACUUCAUGAUUGAAUCAAUGGUGAAUAGUUCUGCGGAUAGUGCCCCGUGUACCAUGGCUCCUUCCUAUGAUCCUUCGUCUUUAUAUUCACUUCUUCGGAAAAAUGCUAAUAUUAUUGAAAAAGUGAGCUCCUGGGAGAAACAAUAUUGGGAGAAUCAAACUAGAAAGCCAUAGAAAAUUUCCCAUUUAUAU